AUCGUUAUCGCGGCCAGCAGCUUGUUUUGUUUUGCUUACACGACAGACAGAUAAUAUAAUUCAUUUAUUUAUUUAUUUACUAUGCUAGUGCGACAAGGUUAAGCUUAAAAUACAAGUAAAUUACAAGUAGCAAGAAAUAUAACUAUACUUAUACUCUUAAAAUGAGUAGUUUAAAAUCGGACUUGGACGAGUACUUGCUGCUGCAGAGUGACCAGAAAAAAAGUUUUAAUGUCAAGCUGCCACAGCUUAAAGUUCCAUUUUUUACUAGAAAGUCUGAGCCGGAAGCAAAUAGUUGGAUUAAGGACACUCAGGAUUCAUGUUUCCCGAAAUUGUCCCGCCUGCAGCGAAUUGUGGGUUUCGUGGCCUGUUUGGGCAUGGGAAUGCUGUGCAUGGCUCUUUCCACAUUAUACAUCCCCGUCCUAAUCUUGAAGGCCAGAAAGUUUGCACUGCUCUACACCCUCGGAAGCCUUUUCUUCAUCUUGAGCUUCUGUUUUCUCUCCGGAUUUGGGUCCUUUCUGAAGCAGAUGUUCUCCAAACCUAGACUGCUCACUUCGAUAACGUAUAGCUCCUGCUUGCUUUUAACUUUAUACUGCGCCUUGGUAGCGAGAAGCACAGCUUUUACUGCCCUCUUUGCAGUGACACAAAUAAUUGCAUUGCUGUUUAUGAUUCUCGGGAUGGUGCCCGGAGGAGCUACAGGACUCAAGUUCUUCGGGCAACUCUUCAAGACCAGCGUUUCUGCGACCACUAGUGCGCUGCCUGUGUAAAAACUUAAAACGGAAUUAUCCAAAACCGCAGCAACGAAAAAAGUAACAUAUUAACUCAUAGAUAAAUCCAAAAUAAACCAUAUUUGUGAUACAACGCCUCUUAAAUGUACAGUACUUAUUGUAGAUAACAUUUAUUCACAGGUUGAGUCAUUAACAUUUAUUUAUUCCCAUUAUCAGCAAUUUGUAUGUAAUAAAACCCACAUCACUUUUA
This is a messenger RNA of Drosophila elegans, 975 nucleotides long. Its product is annotated as vesicle transport protein SFT2C. Gene Ontology annotation, cellular component: membrane. Gene Ontology annotation, biological process: vesicle-mediated transport. The coding region runs from base 162 to 764 and encodes 200 amino acids. NCBI's taxonomy places the organism in Eukaryota, Metazoa, Arthropoda, Insecta, Diptera, Drosophilidae. The record is from RefSeq and is a predicted model, not a curated record. The transcript is spliced from 2 exons.